AGUGAGCAGGAGCACGCAUCAAGGGACUGACUGGUGGAGCCUCCGUAGUGGCAGCAAAGGGCAUGGGGCGGCCAUGGAAGCAGCACGCGCGCUGACAUGCGUGGCUUUUCCCUCUCGUCUAGACAUUUCCCGCCUCGAAGAUCGACGUAUCAUUCCAUGUGCGCCCGCUAUUCGAUCGUCGCCUGUCAUGAUCUCUCCGCUCUUUUCGCCGUGUCGUCCGUUCACGACUGCAAUUGCAGGCAAUCGAUCGCGUCUCGUUACUGGUAGCCUCGUUGCGGGAAUUAGCGCAUGCGAUAUUGUAACUAGGCCUUCUACCGCCAGAUUUUCUGUCGCUGGAGGGGGAUACAGCUCGGGAUGUCGGCGAAUUGUGAUUGGUCGGAAUAGGAUAUCACCACGGGCGGAUAUCGAGGCGGAAACGGUCGAAUCGGCAUUCCCAGGGGCAGGGCUGGUCCAAUUGGCGCUACUCGUGGCGCGGACGCCCGCGCGGAAGGCGGAGGCAGCAUUGGGAAAGGACCAGGGAAACAUGAUUCUGGUAAAGCCGCGGAGGCGCAAGAUGAGGCGCGCGGGAAGAGAUCAGCGGAAGCGGAGGGACGGGGAUCUCCGAACAGGCUAAAGAGCGGAGCGGAGGGGGAUCUGUCGGGGCUGCUUAUACCGGGGCUGGUUCAAACGGGGACGUGGAGCGGCUGAUCUGGGAUGUGAGCGGGCGCGAUCUGGUGCAGGUAGCGCUGGAAGGCAGCAGCGCGAAAGACGGCCCGCGAUUCCUGGCGCC
Messenger RNA from Closterium sp. NIES-67, 769 nucleotides. The record is from the annotation of a GenBank genome assembly. Lineage: Eukaryota; Viridiplantae; Streptophyta; Zygnematophyceae; Desmidiales; Closteriaceae.